AUGAAUUUUGAAUGGGCGAAUAAAAUAGCCAAAAAUGCUUUAAAAAGUGCACAAAAGCGAAUCGAUUCGGUUCUGGAUAUUGAAGCUGAAGAUGAAGAGGAAACUACAGAUAUAAAUUUGUCAAAAAUUUUGCCUCCUGUGGCAACAACUAGUGGUGCUGCAGAUCAAUGGGAGUCUAAUGAUUUUACUGAACCAUUUCCAUCGUUUUCCACCGAUGAUUCUCAUUUUGAAGGCAGUGUCAUUGAAGCGAAGAAAAGUGAAAAUUGUUCCAGUGCUGAUGAGUGGCAGUCAUCCUGGAACUCGCCUGAUGAUGCUGUAUGUAGUGGCGAUGAUCGGGACAUUGUGCCGUCGAAUGAAAUCGAGAAGUCUCAUUCUACAGACGAAAUGACAAGCUCAUAUGAUUGUAAAUUGCCUGAACAAACAUACGAAACUCGUUCUCAAAAUAAUCGAUCUCAUGAUGAAACUCAAACAAUUAUAUCUAGUGAUAUUGAAGUGCUACGAUUGAAUGAGCCAUGGUCUGCAGCUAAUAGCAUUUCGCAUAAAGAUUUGGAGAUCUCAAUACCCGACGUAUCAUCUUUGGAACCUACUCAGGCUUCCGUUGAAUUUCUGAAAGCUCAAAAUUCCCAUUCAACUGUAGCGGAAAUAGCUAAACUAAAGUUAACGAUUCAACAUCAAGAGCGAAGAAUUGGUGAUCUUCAAGCACAAAAUUUGCGGCUUCAACGGAAAUCUGAUGAAAUGUUAAAUUUGAAAGCUGCCAUCAGCCAGCAAACGUCGACCGAAGCGAAAUUAUUGAAAAAAUUAACUGAAAAAGAAGCCGAAUUAGCUGAAUUAUUGCAAGAAGGUGAAAAACUCGCGGAAACCAAUGGAAAAAUGGCAAAGGAAAUAAAGCGAUUGAAAAGCAAUCUUAAUGAGCAGGAGCAGCUCGCAAAAAAAGGCGCUCAAGCAGAAAUUGAUCGAGAUCUUGCGCGUGAAGAAAUACGUGGACUAUCAGUUGAGAAUAAUAAACUUCGAGCAACCAUAAAAACAAUGGAAGCUGAAAUGUCGAAAAUAAAAACUGCCGAUGAAGUUUUAAUGAAUGAUCUCAAAAAACGAGAGGAAAAAUUUGAUAAGGUGUUGGUUGAUUUAAAUCGCACUGAAGCUCAGCGAAACGAAUUGGUUGAACUCAAUCAGAGGUUAGAGUCGAUAAUUUCUGAAAUGAAAAUUCAGGCGGAGAAACGAGAAUACUCAAGCAAAGAAAUCGAAGAGAUUACACGAGGGCUGAACAGUGCUCUUGAUGAAAAACGUUUGAAAAUUGAACAACAAGCAAAUUACAUUGAAUCUUUGGAGAAGCGGCUUUCUGAAAUGAUGGAUUCUCUUCGGAACACUGCUGAGACAGUUGCCUCAGCUAACGCUCCACUGCUUGAAUCUAUCCAACGAUUAGAAGCUGAACUUAGUUUGCAAGAGCAAAGAUAUUCGUCUUAUGUUCAGGAUAGUGAAAGGCGUGUCGAUUUCCUCAUUAAAGAAAAAGAUAAAUUGGAGCAACAAAAUGACGAAUUAAAUUCAUAUCUAAGUAAGCUAAAGUCAGAUGUUGUCGAAUCUUCCGAAAUACAGACAAAAUUGUCAGAAACAUUGAAAAAUACAGAGGAUAAGAAUAUGUGGUUGGAGAAAGAACUGAAGGUCUUGCAGCGAUUAAAUGAGGAUAUGAAAAGGUCCUUGAAUGAUAAAAAAUCUGAUCUUGACAAACUUUAUUUGAGGAUGCGAGAAGAAACAGAAAAUGCGGAGCAAAUCAUAAUGGAAAAGCAAAGUCAGAUCGAUUUUUUAAGCUCGCAGUGCAAGCAGUUCGAAGAAGAUCUCAAUAAUUUACGCCGUAAGAUGCUAGAUAAAUCAGAGAAAUCUGAAAUCAGAGAAAUCACAACUUCCAGCAUUGAUGUUGUUCCUAAUGAGCCAACGCCAUAUAUAUCAGCAAGCGCAGCGCAAAUUGAAUUAGCUGAUGUUAUCAGUAAGUAUGAUCAGUCGAUGCGUCAUAUUUCAUUGCUUCAAGCUAAAUUAUUUUCAUUUGAAGAAGAACGCUCUUUAUUGACAUCAUUGCAGCAACAAUUAUUGGACUUACGAAUGCGUUAUGAAAGUCUUUUAGAAGCACAUGGUGAGAAAAUUGAACGAAUUGAGGAGCUCGAAUUAGAUUUAACCGAUGUUAAAAAACUUCUAAAGGACCAGAUGGAAUUUUUCUUGGGAAAGAAUUAA
Dracunculus medinensis (Guinea worm) is the source of this 2220-nucleotide messenger RNA. NCBI's taxonomy places the organism in Eukaryota, Metazoa, Nematoda, Chromadorea, Rhabditida, Dracunculidae. The record is from the annotation of a GenBank genome assembly.